AUGUCCCAGCACAAUGGGAUCCAUCCAGAUUCCAAACAUUCCUAUGCAUCUGUUGCUAGAAAAGGUGUGGAUAACAGCAAUGCAUGCAUUGUAUAUUUGGAUGAGCUGAAUUCUUUACGCUGUCAACUAGAUCUUACCCUUGGCUGCUUCCAAUGCUUCCAAAGAAAAAACAGUAGCUUGUACCACAGAGUACUGAAUGACUGCCAUGAAUGUGCAGAAGAUUUUCUCCUAGCCAAGGAGAAACGCACGAACAAUGUAUGGAAAAAUAUUAGAGUGUGUCCACCAUUUCCUUUUGUGUUUGUUGUCUGUAAAUCUUCUCGAAAUGGAGCACCUUGCAAGCUUCGCAAUUGCACAUUCGCCUCCUGCAAAGAAGAAGAAAUUGUAUGGAACUUUGAAAGUGAGCAUAAUCUUUCUCGAGCACAAAUUAAGUCUUUCAUUAAAAAGGUUCCCUAUCAGGAACUGACAGCAGCUGAUAAAUUUUUAUUAGAAUUUGGUGGUAAAUUUCAAUUCCUUUGCCAUACCUGCUGUUUGCAAGAUCCUCCUACAUUCAGCACAAAAUCUCAAAAUCAGGAAGUCUGCACUAACCAGCAGAAGCAUGAGUGGCAUCCUUUACUUGUGCACAAGGUGAUUGAAAGCAAUGAUGAAAACGGCAUUCAAUAUCAGCCGAUCAGAGAAUUUACAGAGUACAACGACCGAGGCCUGUGUAGAAAUUCAGACGCAUGUCAGCAGACAGCUACAAAUUGCAAAUGGUCACAUUCUAUUGUAGAGCUUUCGUUUUGGUCUGAGGCACAGCGCCAUGCCCGUUUUGAUAAAAGCCUUGUUGAAAGGUCAGAGCAAAAGUACAGCAACUAUAUCGCUCCACUGACAGGGUUUCAUUGCAAGCUCUGUUUAGUGAAAUGCACAUCUCAGGAGGAGUUUCGACAGCAUUGUGCCAGCUUGAGUCAUGAUACAAAACUGCAUUCUCAAAUCAAUGAGAACUGGAGAUUUAAGGACCCCCCAGAAAAUGAAGAUGCCUUGAACCUAUGCCCUUGUUUGCCAGAGGAUUGUAAAUGUAAAGUGAGCUGUUGUUAUGCACAUUCGAAAGAAGAACUCGAAGAAUGGAUUCAGCGUUUUAGAUUUGAACAGAAAACAAAUGAAGGAGGGAAUUCUUACAUCCUGAAUAUAAUGCAUGAAUACCACAGCAGUGAACACGGAUAUGAUGUGCUGAAUGAAACUGUAGAGGAUGCCAGUGUACAUUGUACUGAAGAGUUGGAAAUAUGUACAGAAAAGAGCCGACAACAUGAGUGGAAAUUCGAAGUAAUAUCGAAAAGGCAACCAUGUUACACCAUUGCAUUACUUAAAAGAGGAAAGGAAUUUUCAUUGAAAAGAGACGGGUCUGUUUAUGAACAAACCAAAACACAGCCAUUGUUUCCUUCUGAUGGCCCAUUGCAAAAAUAUGUACGCUCCAUCGAAGUGUACUUUUCCAGUAAAAUCUGUGGAGUGUUUGACCAGUGGGUGACGUUUGACUUUGGAAAACGCCCUCUCCUUGUCCAGAAAAUAAGGGUUAUAGUUACUGACAGGAGCCGCAUGGAUGAAGCAAAAAAAGAAAAGAAACCAUCUUUGUCAUCCAACUGGGAUCGUUCAAAGAUGGAGAUUGUGAGAAACACUGUACGUCUGAAUAUGGAUCAUGAGCUGCUUCUAAGAUAUAAAAGCCCUGAAAUGGCUUUUGAUUUUACCAAUCUUCAUCAGGAGUUUCUACCAACAUCCUUGAACUCUCAGAAUUACAGAAGUACAAUGCACAAUUUUCUGUACCAAGAAGAACAAUGUCAAAAAAACACAAUGGAAAGAGUGAAAAUGUGUGUUGAUGUUGAAAUGAAGAAGCACAUAACCACAAAACAAGCUUUACACUGUGCAGAGCCGGGUCAUUAUUUUGGCCAAUUUCCAGCACCGAAACAAUUGGAUUCUGAUGCAAAAGAUAUUUUGUUGCACAAUGUGAACACAGCCCUUAUAGGGCUUGAGGGGAGCCUUCAGACAGUGUAUGAAGUAUUUGUUUUGAAAGAGACUCUUUCCGAUGAACAAAUAUGUGUAAUUAUUCCAGAAAGUGUAGUUAAGAGAUUGAAUAUCUCAGAACCUAUGCAAUACAAAAUGGAAAUCCAGUUUCAGGUUGAUCGGGUUCACUUCUGCAGAAUGCACUACGCUGUGGACAAUAUAAAUCUUCAGGUGAUUACCCCACGAAAUCAGGAAUAUUCGCCUCCUCAAAAUCUGACAUUCCAUGGCACCAACAAUUUAAAUGAAAAACAGGGAAGAGUCCUGGCGUACACCAUGCAAGGCAAUGCGAUUGGAAAGCAAGAACCUCCGUUACUUCUUUGUGGACCAUUUGGUACUGGAAAGACAUUCACUCUCAAUAGUGCUCUGGUUGAGAUAUUAAAGGAAAGGCAUGCAAAUGUCCUUCUUUGCACACACACCAACAGUGCUGCCGAUCUCUACAUACAAGAAUACCAGUCUGAGUUGACACAGUGGAAACCACUUCGAGUUUACUACGAAAAUCGCAGAAUAAAUACGGUGGAUCCCAUUGUGCGUCAGUUCUGCCUGAUCUCAGAAAGUCACCAGUUUGUAUACCCAACUAAACAUCAGGUAGAACAGUACCGUCUUAUAAUUACAACUUUCAGCACUGCCUACGUCCUUCAUAAAAGGGCCCCAGAUGUGCGUUUCACACACAUUCUACUUGAUGAAGCUGCUCAGGCACUUGAAGGUGAAACUUUAAUCCCUCUCCUGAUGGCGGAUGGGAACACUAAGGUGGUUGUUGCUGGUGACCACUUUCAGAUCGCACCAAAGCUGUUCUCCAAGAAGUCUGUAUUUUGUUUUCAGAGUUUGAUACACAGAUUAUUUGAGCACUAUGGUCAAUUGAGUUAUAGUACAAUAGUACUGCAUGAAAACUACAGAUCUGUUCAUGAAAUUACAAAUUUCCUCAUAAAGAACAUCUAUGGAGUGAAAUACUCUGGCCUGAUCAAGGCAGUAGGGAAUGAGUUAAAACACCCCAGUAUUUACCCACUCGCAUUCUGCCACAUUGAAGGUGUGUGUGAAAAAGGGCUGAUAACAUCUUCCUGGCGCAAUGUAACAGAAACUAAGCAUGUCGUUCAGAAAGUUCAAGCACUGCUUCAGUCCUGGCCACCCCAGUGGGAGCAAGAAAAGGAAAAACAUAUAGCGGUCCUGUGUGAUGAUUAUGAACAGGUACUUAUGCUAAGAGGUUUGUUCCGAAGUGAAAAAUUGGAAAAGAUUUGUGUUGACAAGAUCAAUAAUAUUCAAGGCAAGCAGUUCAGAGCUGUCUUUAUUAGCACAGUGAGAAGAGCUGAAAAUACCAAGAACGGAUUCUUCAGUGACAUCUGUUUUCUGAACACAGCCAUGAGUAGAGCAAAAUCACUCAUUACAGUUGUUGGAGAUGCAUUAGCUUUAUGCUCCACUGGAGACUGCAAACAAGUGUGGGAAAUGUUUCUAAAUGAAUGCAUUCAAAAUCAUAGCCUUACAUCGCCAGACCUGAGUGUGGAGGAUGUAAAACAAAACAUUAUGAAUGAACAGCAGAAAAANUCUGAACAAAUUGCUGGCAACAGUAAUGGUAACCAGGAUUGCCACAACGAUGAAGAAAGAAGUGAUCGUAUACUGGAUGCUUUGCUGAAUGAUAUCUUUCAAAAUGAGGCACGCCCUUCAGAUGAAAACAAUCAAGUCUUCAUUGAAAGAAUAUUUCAACAAGUUACAGAAGAAGGAAUGGUGGAAUUGGCUUGUCAUGGAAGAGUAACGGACCAGGAUGCACGUGCACCCAGCUAUAUCAAGAGAGAUAAUUGGAAGAAGUAUGAAGUACAAAGCCCAGAAAAAUUAAAAGAAAUGCUGAACAAAGAGCCUGAAACAUACAAACGUUGUCAAUUGUGGAUGAAAUCACACGAGUGUGGAAUAGCUUGCCCUGUCGAUGGAACAGGUGACAUUAUGGUAAAUGGCAGGAUUAACUGUGGAACAGCUUUUCCUGGAGAGGAAGUUGUGGUGCGGAUAACAGAAAAGCAUGAGGAUGAUAUUCAUGGUAAGGUCAUUGGAGUCACAAAGAGAGAGAUUGGAAAGCUUAAGAACAUCAUUUGCUGCAUUGACCCUUAUGACUGUAAGAUAAUGAUUCCGAUAAACAGAUUAAUGGUUAAGAUACAAAACCUGACCAAAAUGAACCAACCCCCAAAUCAUAUAUGUAUCUGGGACGUUAAUUCUUCACAGUCAAAGCGGACACUAAACAGAUUUGAAUCUGUACCAGUAAGUAACAGGAGAAACAAGCUUUUCACUGUCAAAUAUCUCAAAUGGCUUCCACAUUGCAUUUACCCUCUGGGUAUUGUCACAGAAGAGAUACAGCUGGGAAACAACAAGAAAAAUGGAAUGAAUAUUUUACAAAUCCAGUAUGACUUAAAUGGAAACAUAUUCCCUUGCACAGAAUCCCUCCAGCAGCCUUCAAGGGAAGGAAGAAAGGAUUAUACAAAGGACUGCGUUUUCACAAUUGAUGAUAAGGGUUCCAAAGACAUCGAUGAUGCCAUCAGUGUCCGUGAGCUAGAUGGAAAAUAUGAAAUAGGUAUUCAUAUUGCUGAUGUCGCAGCUUUUUUACAAAAAGAUGGCGAUGUUGACGUUGAAGCCAAGAAUCGUGCAACCUCUUUCUAUUCACCUUGCCAUAAAGGUGAACCAAUUCACAUGCUGCCAAAAGAGCUCAGUGAGGUGCACUGCAGUUUACUGCCAGAUUCAGUGAGAUGUGCAUUUGCAGUUCUGUUUUCUGUAGACAAAAGAAAUUUCAAAAUAGUUGAAAAGCCAACAAUAGAAAGGACUGUGAUCAUUUCCAAACGUGCCUUUACAUACAAAGAAGCUGCAGAGCUUCUUGCUCAGUCACCCAAGAUACUGAAUGCCACCAGCUUCGAAGGAUGUAUGAAUAUCGUAGUCAGCUUUGCAGAUCGUCUUAGAGAAGAACGUUUGAAAGAAGGUUGGCAUCUAGUCAGUCUCUUUAAUACAAUUCGCGAUGAACACAGAUCACGUGGUAUGAUUGAGGAACUUAUGAUUUUAGCCAACAGAACAGUGGCAGAAAUAUUGCUGAGAAAUGAAACAACCAAAAAUCUCACUCCACUUCGUAUUCAACCAAAACCUAAUUCUUCAAAGUUGUCUGCUUUCCAAAAUGUUGUGAAGCCAAUCUUACCAAUAUCUCCAUAUCUAAGAUCCCGCAUAGAACAUACCAUGUCUGGCGCAAACCAGCCUUCAUGUAGCACCUCACUUAAAGAAGUAUUUAUUCUGGAACCUGUGUGGAGAAAGCUUAUUGAGUUCCAACAAUGUCAUCGUUAUGAUAAAAUGAAAGCCCUGCUCUUUUGUGAAAAGCUCCACCCCCAGCUGGCAGCUGCCCUAGAGACUGAGAAAUUCUUUUGGAAGAAAGCCUGCAUGAUUCGUGCAGGUAUGAGAUGUGGUGAUGAUGCAAAUCAUCAUUGCUCUUUGAGAGUAGAAGCGUAUACUUGGUUCACGUCACCAAUAAGACGGUAUAUGGAUAUUGUGGUGCAUCGACUUUUGGAGUCAGUUGUGUUGAACAAGAGUGAAUCUCCUUAUACUGCUGAAGAGAUUGAUGAUAUUUGCCGACAUUUCAACCUCAAAACUGAGGACAGCAAAAAAUAUUCCUCACAGUCGGAACAGUUGGAAGAAGCAGAGGAACUGCAGAAAAAUCCUAGACAGCAACUGGCUGUUCUUUUUAAUGUACAAGAAGGAAAGUCCAGUCUAAGUGUUUUUUUUCUGGAUCAACGGUUUGAAAACAUGAACUCAACUCCUUUACUUUUUGGAUCGUUGGGACUUGACCAGCAACCUGAAUUUAAGGAUGAUUCGCUAACCUUAAAAUGGAGGAGAAGGUUCUUCUGUCCAAAUAAGAGUGCCAUAUUUCCUUCUGCUGUCACUGUUGUAGACAGUGCUGCACACUCUGUCAGCAUACAGACUGAGAAAUGGAUUGCAUUGCAGAAAGCAAUUGGCAAAAAUGAUCACAGCAGAGUUACAAAACUCUUAGAGGAAGAGAAUCACAUACAAAACAAAGCUCGUUCCCAGCAAAGUGUGAAAAGUCAAAAACUGACACCAAAACAGUCUGAACAAGAUUAUCAGUUGUUGUCAAUGACACUUAAGAAUGGCAGUGUGAUAAAAAUGCAACAGGGACCAACCAUGUACCGUGGCUUGCUGAAACCGAACUUACAGGUGGUUUACUUGAACAAGCAAGUAGACAUUUGCAUUGAACACGCUCGAGAUCCAGAAUUGUGCUUCACAAAGACUGAUUGUGGUGAAGUCAAAGGGGCAAAUUUCAUCAACAUAAAAGAUUACAUUGAGAGAUGGAUUCCAGUUAUUGAAAUUGAGGCCGCUGUAAAUUCUGUUAUGCAAAAUGACCCAAUGGUGUUCCUCAAUGUGGAAACAUAUUGGGUUGAGGGUUCACCUUCAUCUGGGAGCUUCAAGAUUGACAGUCGCUACACUGACAUAGACAAACUAGAGAUAGGUGAUUUAGUUUGCAUCCGGCAUUCAUAUGCAUUGAACGAAUCAAAAGAAAAAUCUGCAUUACUAGUUGAUAUUAACCCUAAUGAGUCAACAUGGGUUGCACAUUGUGUCAUCACUGCUUUUAAAGAGGGAUAUUCUUACCGAGAAGUGACAUUUCAAUUACAUCACUGUGCAUCGGAAGCUCCUCCUCAUGUAUAUGUAUUGAAUCAGCCAUCUACAAUUGAGAUCAUAUCACGGAGUGUUCCUGACAGAAGAAAAAUUGACACCAUUAGGUCACUAGAAGAGAAUAAAAAUCUUGCCAGAAGCAUAGCACUAAAAGACUUUUCAUCAAACCCAGAAAUUAGAAGAACUCCAAAAUGUCAAAUGGAAUGGAACAUUCCAGGAUUACCAGAAUUGAACCAAACCCAAAGCAAAGCAGUGAUGAUAGCUUUAAAUUCAGAAUUCAGUGUGAUUCAAGGGCCACCAGGAACGGGGAAAACCAUAACUGGAGCCUAUAUUGUUCUAAAUUGUGUCAAACGCAACCAGACACACAGGGCUCAACCAAUUAAAUCCAAACAUUUGAGAAAUGUAAUAGGUUACAAAAUAGGAGGAAAUGAUCCCAGGCAGAUCCUGUACUGUGGACCAUCAAACAAAUCUGUUGACGUUGUAACAGAGACCCUACUGAAGGCAAACUGUAGCCUGUCCAUUCUCCGGGUGUAUGGGGAACAGAUUGAACACCUUGCGUUCCCAUUGGAAGAUGUGCUGAUAUCUAAAGAAGCAAAAAGGGAUUCCGGCAUCAAAGAAUGUUUGAAGUCCGUUGCCUUGCAUUUCAAAAUCAGGGAUCCCAAAACAAACCCUAACGCUGAACAAAUAAACAGACUUUACAUACGACUGAAGAAGAAUAAAUUUAAGUAUCCUGAAGCAAGAAGAAAGACUUGCAUGGAAUACAAGCAGCUUGUUUACAAAGCACAAGUCGAAGAACUAAAAAAGCACCAAGUUAUCUUAUGUACAUGCACAACUGCUGCUCGAUCACUCAUAAUAGUCAACACAAACAUCUUCAUGUGCAUUGUGGAUGAAAGUGGAAUGUGCACAGAGCCAGAGAGUCUGAUUCCUAUUGCAUCCUCAAAUGCAAAGCAGGUUGUUCUAAUUGGGGACCACAAACAGUUGAGACCAAUUGUGAAAAGUAGAUUGGCUGAAGAUCUUGGCCUGGGAAUAUCAAUAUUCGAGCGAUAUGCUUCAGAAGCAUUGAUGCUAAAUAUUCAGUAUCGAAUGCACCCAGCUAUCUGCAGUUUUCCAUCUCAAGAAUUUUAUCAUGGAAAACUUAAGACUGCAGAAGUAGUUUAUCAUCGGACACCUGGCAAACAGAAGCAUCCACAUGAGACGGACUGUCCAAUUAUGUUUUGUCACACUGAAGGCAAAGAAACAUUUCUUUAUGUGAUGUCUGAAGAAGGGAAUGAAAAAUCCAGGGCCAAUAGCACAGAAGUAACAUAUGCUGUGAAAUAUGCAGAAGAUCUCAUUCGAAAAGGUAAAGCACUUGAGGAAGAAGUUGCCAUUAUUACACCUUACAAUGCCCAGGUUGCAGAGAUCAAAAAGGCCUUGAAGCAAAAGUACCUUAAACAUGUUCGAGCUUCCACAGUUGUCCGCAGCCAAGGGUGUGAGUGGAACUACGUCAUCCUGUCCACAGUCAGGUCUCUCCCUCUUUCAGAAAUAGAAGAUCAUCCAAACAUGUCAUGGUUACGAAAGAACCUUGGUAGUUUAACAGAUGCAAAUCAACUAAAUGUUGCAAUUACAAGAGCAAAGAAAGGCUUGUGCAUAAUAGGUAACAAUAAUUUACUGAAAUGCCAUCCUCGGUGGAGAAGACUUCUGCAACAUUAUGAAGGGAAGAAUUGUGUCUGGAAUGCUGAAAAUUAUUCACCAGUUUAAACUGACUAUGCACUUAUUACUUAUUGUCUAGGGCUGGGCCUUAACUACUAUCAUGUAUAGUAUAGCAACUAUAGAGUUAACAGUGACUUUUAUUGUGAUGUUUAUUUCUUUAUUGUUUUAUUAUGAAAACAAUUCUGAUUCUUUUUGAAAAAAAAUGAUUGUUCAGGACAUUUGAAACUUGUUAAAACAAUUUUUACCUCUUAAAAGAUUUCCUAAAAGCCUGUUCAUUUAUCUACUUGCAGAGUUAAAAUAUUUAUGCUUAUAUUCAGCAAAUUUCAAACUUAAUUUUAAUCCAUUUGUAAUUUAGAUUUUAUUCACUAUUUCUCAAGGAAAAUAGUUGCUUCUAUUAAAUAGUAAUAUACUUCAUAUAAGUUGAUUCUGUAAUGUUGUAAAAUUGUAUUAUGUUGGAAAUUGAGAAGUUGCUAUAUGUCUGUUAGUUUUGUAUUUAGAAAAGAUCACUCUUGCAAUCUCUCCAAUUAAUGAAAUAGCUACUUUGUUUAAUCAUUAAUGUUAUGACUGAUUACUUUGUGAAGACCAAAAUUAAGACCAAGUGAAAUUUGGUUGUGUAAUGCUUCCUGAUUACAGAAUUCAGUCUUUCUCAAUAUCAUUGAAGUCAUGUAAUAUAGAGCAUUAAUACUUGAUAUUCUAAAUGUUUAAAAAAUUGAGAUUGGGAUUGAGUCAGAUUUUUUUGUGUAGGGUCGGGCUGGGGUAGAUUCCGAGUGGAAUGGAUUAGGACUCUUUUGCCCUAGAAUUUUUACAUAUAUUUUAAUCACAGUUCAAUUAUCAAUUGGACAAUUUGCACUGCAUAGAAGCUGCGAUGACUGUGGGUUACUGCUAUAGUUAGCUCCAUAUGGACUAACAAACGUAGAACCCUCUCUAACUGCACACCUUACUUUCAAAUAUUUUAUUGGAUUGCAGAUCCACAUUAUUAUUCAACCUACACCAUCAAGAAUUGCACAACUUCUACCUCUCAGGAAGUGAUUUGAUAUUUGCCUUCGCUUUAUUUGAAGUCUGUUCAUGUUCACAACGAUGAUUCUGUGGACCAUGAACAUGACCAGAUGAGACGAAAGAAUAUGAAAAAGCAUGAAUUGAGUCAUGGUGACCUGGCCAUCAAGUGCAAUACUUCCACAGGCAAUGUCCAAUUUACAAAAUCCUUUCUCAGGAGACAUAUGUACAUGUAUAUUGUAACAUGCAUCGGUCGGGUUGCCUGGGAGGUCCGAUUAAAUGCAGACCCAGUGGCUUGUUCUGGGGACAGAGCUGAUCAGGACUUCAGGCACCAGUUCUGGCCUGGGCAGUGCAGGUACAGGCUGGCAGCCAGGGCACCAUGGGCCCGUCAACUUUAGGAACAUUAGAAGAUUAUUAUUAUUAUUACUUAUCUGACAAUCAGUAACAGACACAGUGUCCUCUACUGGCUACGUGAGACUCCUCCCAUUGUUUAGCUGGUCCAUUCCUAAUGGCCUAAUGAGUUGACCAGAGGGUGGGGGCGGGGGGUAUGGCAUGGGAGCACGGAGUCUGGAGAGGAGCAGUUUGAGGAAACAUGUUCUAAGCAUUAGGUGCCUCCUAUAAGCAUUUGCAAUUAACUCAGUGUAUUCAGUUGUAAUAAAGUAAGUUAUUCUUCUCA
Molecule: messenger RNA, 10024 nt
Organism: Callorhinchus milii (elephant shark)
Lineage: Eukaryota; Metazoa; Chordata; Chondrichthyes; Chimaeriformes; Callorhinchidae
Product: helicase with zinc finger domain 2-like
Exons: 20
Coding region: 1-8403 (2800 amino acids)
Molecular function (GO): 5'-3' DNA helicase activity; zinc ion binding; RNA nuclease activity
Source: RefSeq, a predicted model, not a curated record